Molecule: messenger RNA, 2068 nt
Organism: Nestor notabilis (Kea)
Lineage: Eukaryota; Metazoa; Chordata; Aves; Psittaciformes; Psittacidae
Gene: SQLE
Product: squalene epoxidase
Exons: 11
Coding region: 1-1716 (571 amino acids)
Biological process (GO): cholesterol metabolic process; sterol biosynthetic process
Cellular component (GO): endoplasmic reticulum; membrane
Molecular function (GO): squalene monooxygenase activity; flavin adenine dinucleotide binding
Source: RefSeq, a predicted model, not a curated record
AUGUGGACCUUUCUGGGUAUCGCCUCGUUCAUCUACGUGUACAAAAAGUGUGGAGACCUCAUGACUUACGCUAACAAGGAGGUGCUGCUCUCCGUGUUAGUGUUUUUCUCCCUCGGCUUGCUGCUGUCGUACAGGUACCGCUUCAGGGGGCCCAAGCAGCAGCAGCAAAAGACCCACCUGGGGAUGCUCUCUGAUGUUCUCUCAACUUUACCACUUGUUGGCUUCUUCUGGGCCAAACCCACCCCAGGAUCUCAACAGGUUGAACAAUCCAAAUCCAGAAAGGGUAGAAGAAAAGUAAACUUCUCAGAUGUGUAUCUGACAGAAACAGCUCCAAAUACAACGUUAUCACCCCAGUGUGACCCAGAAAUCAUCAUUGUGGGAUCUGGUGUCCUUGGUUCUUCCUUGGCCACGGUGCUCUCGAGGGAUGGAAGGAAGGUGGCUGUGAUAGAGAGGGAUCUGAAAGAACCGGACAGGAUAGUUGGAGAAUUGUUGCAACCUGGAGGUUUUAAAGCACUUAGAGAACUGGGUCUUGAAGAUGCAGUAGAAGGUAUUGACUCACAAACUGUAAAUGGUUACAUAAUUCAUGACAUAGACAGCAAGUCGGAGGUUGAAAUUCCUUAUCCAACAUCUGAGGAUGGGGGCGUGGCCAGUGGAAGAGCUUUUCAUCAUGGCCAGUUCAUCAUGGGUCUGCGAAGGGCAGCUAUGGCAGAGCCCAAUACAAAAUUCAUUGAGGGGACUGUGUUAGAAUUGCUUGAGGAAGAUGACUGCGUUGUGGGUGUUCAGUACAAGGACAAAGAAACUGGAGACACCAAGGAACUUCAUGCACCACUCACAGUUGUUGCUGAUGGACUUUUCUCCAAGUUUAGGAAGAACUUGGUCUCCAACAAAGUUACUGUUUCAUCUCAUUUUGUUGGUUGCAUUUUAAAGGAUGCACCACAGUUUAAAGCUAAUUAUGCUGAACUUGUUUUAGCUAAAACCAGUCCAGUGCUUAUCUAUCAGAUUUCUUCAACUGAGACUCGGGUCCUUGUCGAUAUUCGAGGGGAAAUGCCAAAGAAUUUAAAAGAAUACAUGAUUGAGAACAUUCAUCCACAGCUACCUGAUCACUUAAAGGAGCCAUUCUUAGUAGCAGUUCAGACUGAUCGCUUAAGGACAAUGCCGGCCAGCUUCCUGCCCCCUUCAGCUGUAAACAAAAAAGGUGUUCUGCUUUUAGGAGAUGCAUAUAAUAUAAGACACCCUCUAACUGGUGGAGGAAUGAGUGUUAUUUUAAAUGAUAUUAAAAUAUGGAAGAGUUUGCUCCAGGAUAUUCCAGACCUUUAUGAAGAUUCUGACGUUCUUCAGGCCAAAAGAACAUUUUACUGGUCAAGAAAAAAGUCUCAUUCUUUUGUAGUGAAUGUUCUUGCCCAGGCACUGUAUGAACUCUUUGCUGCCACAGAUGAUUCCUUGCAUCAGCUGAAGAGUGCUUGUUUCCAUUACUUCAGGCUUGGUGGAGAAUGUGUCUCUGGCCCUGUUGGAUUGCUGUCUGUGUUAUCUCCUAAACCAAUGGUGCUGAUUGGCCACUUCUUUGCUGUAGCAUUAUAUGCUGUUUAUUUUUGCUUCAAGUCAGAGUCCUGGAUCACCAAGCCUCGAGCAUUUGUCAAUAGUGGAGCCAUUCUUUACCGGAGCUGCUCGAUAAUAUUUCCACUUAUUUACUCUGAAAUGAAGUAUUUAAUCUAUUAAAAUCCAGGGGGAAAUGACUGGAGGAAGAAAACAUGAAAAUCACAACGCCUUCAAAAUAUUUGGAGCUGUACUAUUUAAUAGUGUAUUAUGUUUUCUUCUCUGCAAAACAUGAUUUCCUUGAUAAGGAUUUAACUUAAUUUUGGUUUUGUGGUUAUAUACAUAUAUAUUAUAUGUAAAUAUUCUUUUCUUUGCAAUUUGAGUUCAGAGAGGAGGUAGCUGUUUACAAAGACCAUGAUUAUGUGUUGACAUGUGGUAGAUAAUUGCCAGUUUUGUCAGAAUUUCAUCCCUUGCUUUAGCCAUUGCUGAGUGCACCACUAAUAUUAAUAAACUGAAAAGUGAAAAUGGUAAACCA